Cuscuta europaea is the source of this 2002-nucleotide messenger RNA. NCBI's taxonomy places the organism in Eukaryota, Viridiplantae, Streptophyta, Magnoliopsida, Solanales, Convolvulaceae. The record is from the annotation of a GenBank genome assembly.
AUUUUUUCUUGAUAUGGGGAUAGAUAGACUAUACCACGGAGUACUUUAUAAAAAACAUACGGAGUAAUAAAAAACAGAAGGGAGAGAUAGGAGGAGGAAAUGGCGUGGGUCUGGACAACGAUUGCUUUGUUUGCGGCGGCGGCGGCGGCAUCUCUAUUCCUCCAAGUACAUAGCGCAGUGAAGAAAAAGAAGAAACUGGCACCAGGUCCAAGAGCUCUUCCCAUCCUGGGACACCUUCACUUGCUCGGUAAAAACCCGCACCGUGAUUUAAGCAAGCUUGCCAAAUUGCACGGCCCCAUAAUGCGUUUGCGGUUCGGGUUUAUCGAACACGUCGUCGUUUCCUCCCCGCCGGCCGCACACCUCUUCCUCAACACUCAUGACCUGCUCUUCGCCGGCCGGCCACCCCACCAGGCCUCCAACCACAUCAAUUACGGCCAAAUCAACCUGACCUUCGGCCAGUACGGCCCUUACUGGCGCGCCAUCCGAAAAAUCUGCACCUUGGAGUUGCUCAGCAGUCACAAGAUCAAAUCUUUUCAAUCUGUCAGAACAGAGGAGAUGUGCCUUCUCGUUCAAUCGCUCAAAUCGGCGGCGGCGGAGGUGGAUCUGAGUGCCCGGGUCGCGGCCCUGGCGGCCGACAUGAGCUGUAGGACGGUGUUCGGGAAGAAGUACGAGUUCAAGGACAUUGAUGAGAGGGGAUUGAAGGUGGCGGUUAAAGAGACUAUGGAGCUAUUUGCUCGGCCGAAUCUUGCGGAUUUCUUUCCGCCAUAUCUGGGCUGGCUCGACCUGCAAGGCUUCACGAGAAGAUUGAAAGCCACCGCCGGAGUCUUUGAUACGUUCCUGGAGAGGAUUCUUGAUGACCAUGAGCAGCUGAAGGGGGAGAGUGGCGAUGAGAAGAGGACCAAGGAUUUUGUUGACAUUUUCUUGUCUAUCUCGAAAUCUGGGGAAACUGACUUCCACUUCAGUCGUCAACAUGUCAAAUCUAUUUUGCUGGAUAUGUUUGUAACAUCUAUGGACACUUCAGCGACUGUAAUUGAAUGGACGGUAUGUGAAAUCAUAAAACACCCACAAGUUAUGAAGAAAGUCCAACAAGAACUAGAAAGCAAAGUGGGACUAGAUAGGAUGGUGGAUGAAUCAGAUUUAGAAAAUUUGAAAUACUUAGAAAUGGUCAUCAAAGAAUCCCUCAGACUCCAUCCUGUGGCACCACUUCUUCUCCCUCAUGAGGCAAGGGAAGACUGUGUGGUUGAUGGUUUUCACAUACCAAAAGGAGCACGAAUCAUGGUGAAUGUUUGGGCGAUUGGGCGUGACCCAAACGUAUGGCCCGAUCCCGAGAAAUUCAUCCCAGAAAGAUUUGAAGGUCUGAAUAUAGACUACAAAGGACAACAUUAUGAACUCAUUCCUUUUGGUUCUGGAAGAAGAAUGUGUCCUGGCUUGCAACUUGGAAUCACUGUGGUCAGGUUAGUGGUGGCACAAUUAGUGCAUUGCUUUGAUUGGGAACUUUCAAAGAGUAUGUCACCAGCUGAAGAAUUAGACAUGACCGAGGAGUUUGGUCUUGUGCUAACUCGUGCCAGUCACUUGAUGGUUGUGCCUAAAUAUCGAUUGUGUAUUUAAUCUCAUGGUAAAGCAAGCAUGUCUUCUGUUGUUACGUUCGGGGCCCACCAACGACAAUAGAAUUGACAUACUUCCUCCGUUCCAUAAAAGUUGCAACAUUGGAAUUUCUGCACUAUUCACACACCUUACUUUGACUACGAUUUUCUAAUAAUAUAUAUAAUAAAACUAUUAUGUAUAAAAUAUUAAUAAAUUUGUAUUAGUGUAAAUUUCCAAUAUAUUAACUUUUUUUAAUGUUUACUAAUACGUAAAUAAAUAUAAUUACAGUCAAAGUUGCGCGUUGGCAAACGUGAAAGUCAAAUUGUUGCAACUUUUAUGGAACGGAGGAUAGUAUAUGGGAAUAGUGUUGUACAUACUCCCUCCGUACCUAAAUAAAAGCAUCUGUUUCCUUUUCGGG